AAACGGCUCGAACAAGAGGGAGGAGAAAGCCCUGGCAGCGAAGGAGAAGGGGAGCAGCCAGACUUUGCCUGCUUAUUCAGCUUUGAGUGCUGCACUGCGCCGCCUCCACUUGUGGGAUGUUCUCAUUCUCCUUUGGCUGCACUUCUCCUCCACUCGCACAUUAGGACUCCUGAGGAAUUUUUAUGCUCAUUUUCUUGGAGGAGGGCUAAGAGAGGGAGAGACUCUUCAGCCCUGAUAGCUUAACACACACUUUUCCUCUCUUAACCUCCCACAUACAUACAGUGGUACGCUGCUCUGGCUCUGCGCUGCACCAAGGUAACUGAGUGGAUCUAGCUUUAACCAUCUGGUCGGAGCUCACAGGAAACCGUCUCAGAGGAGGUGGUGGGGAGGGAGGGAGGCGAAAGACGAUGCAACACUAAAACACAGAACGGCAAAGAGUGAGAGUGAUCCACAGACAGGCAGCGAUCCGGACAGGAUGGCCACAGCAGUGUUCCAGGUGUCUUCCUCUUGUGUUCCAGCGACAAACUAUGAGCUGGCACCAAGCAGUAACCUCGCUCUCAAGCAUGUAGACACCAUGGGUUCAACAAAAUCCUCAAAGAGCAUGGAGUCACGGAGAAGACCGUCCAGAAGUGCGAGCCUCCUGCAGGCGCUGGACGAAGGCUAUGAGCUGGACCUGAUCUACAUCACAGAAAGGAUCAUCUCGGUGUCCUUCCCCAGCAGCGUGGAGGAGCAGAGCUACGCCGCUAACCUCAGGGAGGUGGCCUCCAUGCUGUGCUCCAAACACGGACACAACUACCUGCUCUUCAACCUCAGUGAGAAGCGCCAUGACAUCAGUCAGCUGAACCCAAAGGUGUUGGACUUCGGCUGGCCUGACCACCACGCUCCGGCCCUGGAUAAAAUCUGCAGUAUCUGCAAAGCCAUGGACACUUGGCUGAGCGCCGACAGCCACAACGUGGUGGUGAUACACAACAAGGGUAAUCGGGGCAGAACCGGUGUGGUGGUGGCUGCCUAUAUGCACUACAGCAACAUAUCUGCCAGCGCUGACCAGGCUCUGGACAGGUUCGCCAUGAAGCGCUUCUAUGAAGACAAAGUGCUUCCUGUGGGUCAGCCGUCUCAGAAAAGGUAUGUUGAGUACUUCAGCGGCUUACUCUCUGGCCAAAUCAAGAUCAACAACAAACCGCUCUUCCUUCAUCACGUCAUCAUGCACGGCAUCCCUGACUUCGAGUCCAAAGGAGGUUGUCGUCCCUUCCUUAAAAUCUACCAGGCCAUGCAGCCCGUCUACACAUCUGGGAUCUAUAAUGUUCAAGGCGACAGCCAGACAAGCAUCUGUAUCACCAUUGAACCUGGUCUCCUUCUGAAAGGGGACAUCCUGCUGAAGUGCUACCACAAACGCUACCGCAGCCCCUGCAGAGACGUGAUAUUCCGGGUGCAGUUCCACACCUGUGCCAUCCAUGACCUGGGAAUUGUGUUUGGGAAGGACGAACUGGACGAGACAUUUAAAGAUGACAGGUUUCCAGAAUACGGAAAAGUGGAGUUUAUUUUCUCACUUGGACCAGAGAAAAUCCAUGGUCAAGGUAUGGACCACCUGGAAAACGGGCCGACAGUCUCGGUGGACUACAACACCCAGGAUCCUCUGAUUCGCUGGGAUUCCUAUGAAAACUUCAACCAGCACUGCGAGGACACCACCGAUGACGUCAUCCAUACCCAAGGACCUCUGGAUGGGAGUCUCUAUGCCAAAGUUCGUAAAAAGGAGUCUUCUGAAGGACCAGUUACGUCGAAUGGACUUCCAGCCGCUGCUGUUGAACACACUUUACCAGCCGGUGACCAGGCCCUGUCAGUGAGCAGUGAUUCAGGAAACUCCACCGCCUCCAUCAAAACUGACCGAACUGAUGAAGCCACAUCAGCCACACAAGCUUCCACUGUGAGCCAGACUCACAUUACUGCGGGCGAGGAGUUACCUUCGGUCCAUCAACAAGCUCCACCAGUUAUACAACCUAUAAGUCCCAAGGAGAAGAAGGAGUUAGAGCAACUACUGAGUGGAUUGGAGGGGCCCUUGCACAGACAGGCCUAUCUUUCCACCCAAACAUCUACUGCCAGUGCAGGAAUGCUUCACCUGGUGCCCGCCCAGGUCCAUGUUAAUGGGCACAACGGCAUUGACCGAGAAACGGACAUCCUAGAUGAUGAACUGCCCACCAGCCAAGAGGGCAACAGUGUGGACAGUCUGGGGACAUUUUCUUCCACAGAUGGACGAGCUACACCCGCUGACCUUUACUACCAGUCUGAGGGAUUUAGCAACGGCCAUGAGCCUGUGCCAUAUCUGGAGCGCAAUGUCCUGCAAAAACCUCUAGAAACCAUUCAGUCCUAUGUUAGCAGGUCAAAUAGACCUGGUGGUCAAAUGCAGAGUGACCCGACAGCACCACCGGAAAACUACAUGGCUACACAGAAUGGCAGCCUGUUCCGCUCUCGUUCCUUUGGUGCCGAGCCCAAGUCCAUGCCAGAGGCUCCAGCCCGCACCACCAGCAGCAGAGAUGCCGUCCAGCGUGGUCUAAAUGUCUGGCAGCGGUUUGGAGUUCCAGAGGAGCCUGUAACUGAAGGCAUCACCUUUAGUCCACUUCCAUCGAUGUCGAUGUCCACUCAUCAUAGCCUGCCACAGUUCCCGCACCGACACAGUGCCUCUCAGGAAGAGAUUGAGCAGUCUAUUGAAACCCUCAACCUGCUCAUGCUGGACCUGCAACCUGGCCAUUCAGCUGUGUCAAAAUCCCAAAGCACCCCAUUGAGGGAAGUCGUAGUUACCACGCAGCCGUCUUUCUCCCAGAGCCAAACCAGACCGUCCCACAAGACUGAUGCUGCCCUUCAUGUUCCUGCUCCUGUGUCCAGCUUGGCUAGCCAUUUGUCAACAGCUCACACGUCAUCUGGAAAGCCAGGCUCACCCGAGCCUACACCUUUCAAUGUACCUUCAAAUUACUCCUCUUCAACCAUUGGUUCUUCACAAACCCUGCCCUCUUUAAGCAGCCACCAUCAGUUCAAACCGUCAAGCACAUUCCCAACAAGUAUACAGACCCAAUUCUCAGAGGUUCCUCAAUCUCAAAGAAGCCCUAGUGCUGCCUCAGUAUCAUCUCAACCAAGAGACAGUGAACCAGAGGAAGUUUUCAAUGUAGAAGGUCUGGUGGCACAGAGAGUGGCUGAGUACUCGGCUCGAGUCCAAAACAUCAACCCCAGCAUGACCUCUUCUCAGUCAGAGCACCGCCGCUCUCACUCCCUCUCGGGGGUCCAGGCACGUCCAGCCCCUUUGGAUGAACCAGCAAUCCUUCCCCGACGCCGCGUCACCAGUGAGGGACACUCAGACGACGCUCUGUCCCCAGAUGUCCCCGUUCGCUCACCCAUCCGCUGCGUUUCUCCAGAGUUUGUCAACGCCAUAGCGAUGAACCCUGGAGGACGUCCCAAGGAGAGAAACAUGCACAGCUACCGGGAGGCCUUUGAGGAAAUGGAGGGAGGCCCCGUCAGUCCUACAGCCACAUUUGGUGGUGAGGCGUUAACCCAAACCCCCGCCUUCCCCGUCUCACCACAAACCCCUUACUUCAACCUGUGCCGCUCCCCUCCUGGUCUCGCCAAGACUCCCCUGUCCGCCCUGGGGUUGAAGCCCCACAACCCGGCAGAGAUCCUCCUCAACCAAACAGGCUCAGGCCCAAGAAGCUAUGUGGAGUCUGUGGCGAGGUCUGCUGUGGUGGCUGGGGAGCCGCCAUCAUCACCUCAGAGCCUCAGUCCCCCUGGUGACCCCAAGAGUCUGAGCCCGGCCAGCCAUACACUGAACCCACCUUUAUCAAGCAGCAGUCCCAUCCAGAUCUCACAGGGAGACCGUCUCCAAGCAGAGAGCAUCAUUAACAUCCCUUCCCAACCAACUGUUGAUUCUGGGUUCCACUCCCAUCCUACAGAAAGUUCUUACACGACUCGUUCUCCAUCCAAUCAAGACCUAAAUCCAUCCAGUUCUCCCUACCUGGACUCCAGCUCCCCAACCUCCUCCUAUCUCGGAUCCACAACCCCAACACUGUCCUAUCUUGGCCCUAGCAGCCUAUUGGGUAGCUAUCCAAACUCCAAUUCCAGCCCAGCUAUCUCAGAACCCUCCAAGACCACAUUUAACCAUGAAGGUCUCCAGCAACAGCCCAACUUCCACAGCUCCAACUACAACCCAGUCCUUCAGCAGCACUUCAGCGUUAAACAAGAUGCACCCAUCCAGCCGCGUCAGAAGUCCCCGUCUAACGGCUUUGAAGUAGUGAUGGCAGGGCUGGGUGGCAGCCCAGUCCUUGGUCGUCAUCGGUCACAGGGGGCGCCGGGCAGUCCCGUUCUCAACAGACAGGCCUCUUUAGGACAGGGAUCACAGCACAGCCCCGUCCUCAGCAGGCAGCCAUCUUUGGGUCAGCCCAUUCAGAGCAGCCCUGUUCUUAGCAGACAGCCAUCUAUCACACACCAACAGGGAAGCCCAGUGCUGGGCCGUCACCCAUCUGUUCCACAGAUGUCGCAGAGAAGCCCCAGUUUAGAUCGCCACCCCAUGCACAGCGGCUACACUACACCAGAUGAAAGACAUGGAAACCUGUCGAGACAGAGUAGCUCUUCGGGCUACCAGGGACCCCCCACUCCCUCCUUCCCCAUUUCCCCCGCUGGCUACCCAGAUGGUGGGAUGGGCAUAGGUUUCAGGCAGGGUAGCCCGGCCCCAGGUUUCCAGCCUCAACUCCCAGAGAAAAGACGCAUGUCGAGCGGAGAUAGACCAAACGGAGCGCUGUCCUACGGGACCCUAAAUGGGAAGAUAAUGUCCCCAAUGAGUGGGGGGAGUACUGCUGGAUACUUCAACACCCUCCCAGACUUAUCGGGGUUCAGACGGCAUGAGGUCUUCCAGGAACCAAAGGAUCCUCAUGGUCGUAUUAUUUUCUCUGCAGAUGGAAGCCCAGAGAGCAAGCUGAAUGUUAAAUUUGUUCAGGACACUACCAAGUUCUGGUACAAGCCUGACAUCUCCAGGGAGCAAGCCAUCAACCUGCUGAAAGACAGAGAGCCAGGAGCCUUUGUGAUCAGAGACAGUCACUCAUUCAGGGGGGCGUACGGCUUGGCGAUGAAGGUGGCCUCCCCCCCUCCAUCUGUGCAUCAGAGCAAGAAAGGUGACAUCACCAACGAGCUGGUGAGGCACUUCCUGAUUGAAAGCAGUCCAAAAGGAGUGAAGCUGAAAGGUUGCCCCAACGAGCCUUAUUUUGGUUGCCUCUCUGCCUUGGUCUACCAACAUGCCAUCACUCCUCUGGCGCUCCCCUGCAAGCUCCUCAUCCCUGCCACAGAUCUCAUGGAAGAAACUCCGGAGGUCGCAGCGACGAACCCGCUGGCUGAAAGGCUGAAACAAGGAGCAGUGCAGAGUGCCCCCGCUGAUUCCCAUGCUUGCAACGUUCUCUACAUAAACUCUGUGGAGAUGGAGUCCCUGACGGGUCCUCAGGCUGUUGCCAAGGCCAUUUCUGAGACACUGGCUGCUGCUUCCCCCCCCACCGCCACCGUUGUGCACUUCAAGGUGUCCUCCCAGGGCAUCACGCUCACAGACAACCAGAGGAAGCUGUUCUUCAGACGUCACUACCCCGCUAACACUGUCACCUUCUGCAACACAGACCCUCAGGACAGGAAAUGGAGCAAACCUGAGGGAGGCCCAGCAAAGCUCUUUGGAUUUGUGGCACGGAAGCAGGGAAGCACAACAGACAACGUCAGCCACAUCUUUGCUGAGAUGGACCCUGACCAGCCCGCCAGCGCCAUCGUCAACUUCGUGUCAAAGAUAAUCGCCUCGCAGGCCCGAUGAGGAGCGGGGCUAACCCUCCCCCCCACCCCGGUUCUUUUUUCUUUAAAAUCCUUUGGUUGAAUUUUCUUUCCUGUCUGGCCUCUAUUUUUCACGCUGUCACCCUUUUUUCCUGCUCUGUCACCUUUCAGAUGCGUGGCUCUUCUCGGAUGGGUUUCAGAACAGAGCGGAGGAAGUGUCGGAUGGGGGGGUGGGUGUGUAGGACGGUGGGACGGAGGCGUAAAUUAAAUUAAACCUCCGGGGAUGGGUAAACCGAGAAAAGAAAGAGGGAAUGAUUGUGUAUAAAUAGUAACGUUUGAACAGUUUUUUUAAACUUUUUUUUUAAGAGAAAGUUAAGUUGUGUGAAGGUAGACUGUUUCUUUCAGGCUUCUCAACCAAAGAUUUGAACCAGGGAGUCAGGGCGCGAACGGUGCACCGCUCUGAGGGUCACGAGUUUUGUAAACAAAUAUGGCGGCUUAAUCCAAAAAAAAAAAAAAAAAAAAAGUUUCUUUCUGUAUGUAAUGAUACUGUAGGUCAACUCUGCACCAUUGCUGUCUUAGAAAAAAACAAAAAAAA
Cyprinodon tularosa is the source of this 6373-nucleotide messenger RNA. It is a transcript of the gene tns1b, whose product is annotated as tensin 1b. Gene Ontology annotation, biological process: fibroblast migration. The record is from RefSeq and is a predicted model, not a curated record. The transcript has 32 exons. Lineage: Eukaryota; Metazoa; Chordata; Actinopteri; Cyprinodontiformes; Cyprinodontidae. The coding region runs from base 476 to 5821 and encodes 1781 amino acids. Gene Ontology annotation, molecular function: protein binding.